AUGACAAGCAAAGCUCAUUCUUCUUCUCUCUUCAUCAGCGAGAAGAACAAAGUGGCAGGCGGCUACGUCAGUGACUUCUCCCAAUGGGGUCUUACAAACGAACUCGUUGCGCUGCCUACCAUCAGUGCCCCUGGUGGAUUCAUGCUGUCAACACACCCUCUAGCCCUGGGUGGCUACGCAGUUGAGUCCGGCACCUCCAUGGCAACACCUUACUUCGCCGGCUGCAUUGCUCUCCUCUUCGAAGCCCGCGGAAAGAUCUCAUCCUCAACCGUCCAGUCCCUCUUCGCAACAAACUCGAACCCCAAUGUCUUCCACGACGGUGUCUCAGCUUAUCCGUGGCUCGACUCUGUCGCCCAACAAGGCGCCGGUCUGAUCAACGCAUACGACGCUGUCCACGCAAAGACCGUCCUGAACGUAAGCAGCAUCAGCUUCAACGACACCGAAUAUCUCACCCCGACCUCCUUUAGCCUCAAGAACACCGGCUCACAGGACGUGACCUACACCAUCGACCAAGUGGGCAGUGGAACAGUCUACACGCUUGCCAACGACGGCACCACGAUCCCCGUUUUCUUCGACGCAGGCGACUUCAUGGAGACAACCGCCACCUACGCCUCGCUGAGCUUCAGCUCCAAGCGCGUGGUUGUUUCACCGGGACAGACGGCUGUUGUGCGAGUCUCCGCUGCGCCACCCAAGGGCUUGAACGCCAGCCGGAUUCCUAUCUACAGCGGAUACGUGACUCUGAACGGAACGAACGGCGAUUCUCUGUCAAUCCCAUACUUGGGCGCCGCAACUUCCAUGCGCAACGUCACCAUUCUGGAUACCAAGCAUGGCGACAACGUCCUGAAGUCCUCGGUCAGCAGCAAGCCCGUGACUGCAGGCCAGGUGUUCACUUUUGCUGGACCUCAUGGCGCUGAGACUAACACUAGCUACCCGGUCUUCGAUCUGCUUCUCUCCAUGGGAACGCGUCUUCUAGAAAUCGACGCUAAGUCGAGCAAUGGAACUGUUCUAGGCUCUAUUGCCCAAUUCCCUCAGGAGUUCAAGAGUCGCUCUGCGACUGGUGCUUCUGGUGUCGAAUGGCAAGGCUAUAUGGCUGACGGUUCCAAUGUUCCUGCUGGCUCUUACUCUCUGCGUGUCAGAGCUCUGAAGAUCUUUGGAGACCCUGCCAAGAAUUCUGAUUAUGAUGUUGUGGAGACGCCUUGGUUCAAGGUUCGCUAUGUUGAGGGUGGUCUCACUCCCCAUCGUUUGUAA
This is a messenger RNA of Penicillium soppii, 1248 nucleotides long. RefSeq lists its product as uncharacterized. Gene Ontology annotation, molecular function: serine-type endopeptidase activity. NCBI's taxonomy places the organism in Eukaryota, Fungi, Ascomycota, Eurotiomycetes, Eurotiales, Aspergillaceae. Bases 1 to 1248 code for a protein of 415 amino acids. The transcript has a single exon. Gene Ontology annotation, cellular component: cell wall; membrane. Gene Ontology annotation, biological process: proteolysis. The record is from RefSeq and is a predicted model, not a curated record.